GUUAACAAGACCGGUGACGAUGAGCUAGCGCCUAGCAGCAAGUCAGACAGAGCCGGCGCCGGUGAUCUCAUCACGAUAUAUACAGAGCAAAGCUAAGCUUCACCUCAGACUACCACACGCAGCUAAGAUCACCGUGCCAUCCCGUCGCGGCAGCAGAGCACGAGACGCGCCUUCUCCGAUCGCAUGGCCGGCCUCGUGUCCCGGCCGCGCCGGAGCGUGCAGAUGUACUGGGCGCGGAGGAACUACCAGCGCCUCGGCGGCGGCGGCUCGCCGUCGCGGCGCAGCCUCAGGGUGGCCCGCCUCGGCGGCGCGGCCGGGAGCAGGACGCGGACGACGCCAGCAGGCGCCGUGCAGCGGCGUCUGCGGUGGCUGGCCGGCGUGGCCAGGCUGCGCGCGGCCGCGCUGCUGUCGCCGGUGCGCCUGCUCGCGAGGCUGCGGGACGCGUACGUCGACGCGAUGCUGGCGCUGGCCGGGGGCGCCGGGCGGCCGUGCGCGGCGCUGGCGACGAAGCCCCGGGAGCAGGGCGAGCUGUGGGCGAAGCGGGUGCCCCGGGCGCGGUCGACCGGCGGCGGCGACUUCGAGCGGCGGAUGAUGGCGCACAUCUACAGCGCGCUCGUCACGCCGGAGCUGCCCGGCGCCGCGCACGGCACGGCCUAAUUAAAUCUUGGGCAUGUCAGGGUCAAUAAUUUCCUCGUGUUUCAUCGUUCUGCGUCCACUGUUGUUGAGGUAGUGGCACAAGUGUGCAUUUGUACCGUGAAUUCACGAUUUUACGUUCUCUUAACCACAGGGUAUGCAUAUGGAUUUUGCAGUGAUACAGUUUACUUGCUGUAACACUCAAAAUUUGCCUGCUCUUGAGAAGUUGUGAUUGACAGCAGACCUCUCCUCUCACCCAGAUCAAUAGUUAACUAGGGCUCAUUCUGAAC
Molecule: messenger RNA, 923 nt
Organism: Triticum aestivum (bread wheat)
Lineage: Eukaryota; Viridiplantae; Streptophyta; Magnoliopsida; Poales; Poaceae
Exons: 1
Coding region: 184-657 (157 amino acids)
Source: RefSeq, a predicted model, not a curated record